Messenger RNA from Musca vetustissima, 712 nucleotides. RefSeq lists its product as uncharacterized. Lineage: Eukaryota; Metazoa; Arthropoda; Insecta; Diptera; Muscidae. The record is from RefSeq and is a predicted model, not a curated record. The transcript is spliced from 5 exons. The annotation marks the transcript as partial.
CCAGCUACAACAAAUUUUGUUGGUAAAUUCACGCAAAGCGUUCGAAGGAUUGUCCAGGACGUCAAGGAUGAAGGUGCACCUAGUGGCAUGAGCCGUGAGGAAGUCAUCGAGACAAAUGAGCGGCUGCGUAAUUUACGCAUACGUCUGGAGGAAUCUUACGACACGGCUAAACAAGCUUUAAUAACCCUUAUGAAUAAAUAUGGCGAUUCGAAAUCACAACGUAAUAUUUUUCAACGUUAUCCCAUGCUGAAAAUUAUGAUAAAGGAUGUAAUUCGAUUAGAAACGCAAUAUUGGGCCCUCAUCGAUAUACCACGCCAAGAGAAGCAGGAAACGGUACCCACCUAUGUCAUGCGUGCCUGUUCGAUUAUGGAAAAGACGCAAAAAUCUGGUGAAGGUGUAAAAACAUCUGCCAAAUUGGCAGAGGAGGCAGCGGAGAAACGUGAACGUUUAGAACGAUUGGAAAAUAUGACCACCGCACAAAUUGAACAUGAAAAUAAUCAACUCAUAAAUGAUCUAUAUAGAUUACUGAAGAAAUAUUUAGGCCUUAGACAUUUAAUAAGAGUACUCAAGGAGGAAUACGGUAGUUCAAAACUCUAUCCCAUUUUUCCGCGUUACACCAUGCUCAAGGAUAUGAUUAAGGGUAUUAUGCAUGAUCCCGACUAUAUGGAAGUAUGUCAUGAAAUAACCAAUUAAACUCAAUGUUCAUCUGUGU